UAAUUUGAAGCUUCCUGGAGACCUCGAUUCCCCAAUAUCCAAACCCAUUCACCGGAAUUACAAAGAUUUCUCCGUCGCCGUCGAAAUCCCCAUUUGGGGAGGGAAGUUCUCUCGCCAGAAGCGCGAGAAUUCUACACCUUCCUCGACACGCUUUACAGGUGAAAUUUCUCAGAAAUCAGGAGUUCUUUGAUCAAGGCUAUGGACAACGUGGAUCACUAUGCUGUCUUGGGGCUACCUUCUGGCGAGGAAGGUGCAAAGCUGACAGAGAAGGAGAUCUCAAAGGCUUACAAAUUCAAGGCCCUGGAACUUCACCCGGACAAGCGGCCUGAUGACCCCAAUGCCCAUGACAACUUUCAGAAGCUCAAGUCUUCAUAUGAGAUUCUCAAGGAUGAGAAAGCUCGCAAGCUAUUUGAUGAUCUCCUUCGCAUCAAGCGUGACCAGCAUCAACGCCACACACAGCGGGAUGCAAAACGGCGGAGGAUGGUAUCUGAUCUUGAGGAGAGAGAGCAUGCUGCUGCCUUUGACCCGGACCCAGAAUUAAAAGCCAAACAGGAAGAGGAGAGGAUUGCUAGGAAAUUGAAAGAAGAAAUUGAGAGAAUCCGUGCUAUGCAUAAGGGGAAGGGACAAGGAGCAGCAACAGCAACAGCUCCGGAAAGCUCUAGUACUGGUAAUGUGGGAGGGACUGGGGUGGUGUUGGAUAAGUCUAAGGUGUUGAAGGUGUCGUGGGAGAAGGUUGGGGAGGAAUACACAGCAGAUAGGUUGAGGGAGUUGUUUUCGAAGUUUGGAAAGGUGGAAGAUGUUGUGAUCAAGAGUUCAAAGAAGAAAGGUUCCGCCCUUGUUGUGAUGAGUACGAAGGAAGCAGCUUUUUCCGCAACAGGAAAUGUUUGUGGACAUCUUUCAAAUCCACUACUUGUUUUGCCCCUUCAACCGGUCAUAGGGACAGAGUUCCCCAACGCCCAGAAGAAUGUGGAGUCCGAUCGCCUGAAUAAUCUAGUUGGUGCUGGAUUUAUGGCUUAUGAAGAAAAAAUUCUAGAGAAACUUCAGAAGGCUGCAAAAAACAAAAGUUGACUGGCAAAAAGCAAUGAGGAUUGGAUUAUCUAGUGUAUCAUAUAGUGGCUUAAAGUCUCUCCAAUUUUAUUUCCAAGGUAAUUGAGGAAUGUCAUACUUUAUUAUUGUCUUAAAUAUGUACAAGCAACUUGAACUGUAUUAGAAAGUACAUGAAAAGCAUUGGCUGGAUUGAGAGUAGUACAGGAUGCUUCUGUCAGGAGUGCGGUCCAUGUACCUAUGGCAUUUUCACUCCCCCCUAUGAACUGAUCAGAGCUUGGGUGCUUGUUAGCAUUCUGGUUUUGCAUUUGACAGGAAGACAUUGUUUGACUAAUGUACUUGGCCUUGCAAAUCACCUGCUUGCUGUUGAUUUGUAAAUUUUAUUACGUCAAACAGUAAAAGAAAAUCCUUUGGUGGUGUUGACUGUUGAUCACAGGCACAGUACAACUUUUUAUAUGGCAAAUCAUACAAAUCCUUGUAAA
This is a messenger RNA of Tripterygium wilfordii, 1526 nucleotides long. RefSeq names its product dnaJ homolog subfamily C member 17. The record is from RefSeq and is a predicted model, not a curated record. Bases 199 to 1068 code for a protein of 289 amino acids. Gene Ontology annotation, molecular function: RNA binding. The transcript has 3 exons. NCBI's taxonomy places the organism in Eukaryota, Viridiplantae, Streptophyta, Magnoliopsida, Celastrales, Celastraceae.